GGUCCUAAUGGUACAAUAAGCUGCCCUGGGACAUCAGCCUCUGGUCAUGUUGGUUGUAUCAUUCAUGCUUCAUCAGAAGUUGCUCAGAUGAGCAUUACUGUAUACCCUAAUAUUAGUUUUGGUAUUUCACCAGCUGAUGAUGGAUGGUACAAGUGCUGCAUGCCCAAUAAUUGCUCUGAUCCUAACACUAAUGUAAUCACUUUCAAUAUAUUCAGAUGGGCACAAAUUGCAGACAUGAAAGUUAGUCUUCCUUCAGAUAUAACAGCCCUGCCUCAAAUAUACACAGUUCAUGCUAUCAAAAUUGGCUCUAACGGUCAUCACUUAGGGAGUGCUGCCUGGUACUAUAAAUCUGGUACUACCUAUAGACAUUUAACUACUAGUUUAUGCAAUAAAGAGCCUGGAUUCAACUGUGCUAUUUAUAGUACUGGAGUAUUACUGGACAUAAGUAGUGGGACGUAUGAUUUCAGUCUAACCAUCACUUGGAAUGGAGAGAAUAUUACUAGUGGAUUACUGAGUCAAUCAAGCAACAAUGGGGAUCACAUCUUUGUUUUUUCUAUGGUUUUUGGCCCGCUCAGCUUUCAUCCUGUCAAAAGAGCUAGAAUAAAAACCAUCACAGGCAAGUUAAAUGCAUAGCAAUGAUAUUAUUAUUAUCACUUCAUGUAUA
This is a messenger RNA of Amphimedon queenslandica, 664 nucleotides long. RefSeq lists its product as uncharacterized. The transcript is spliced from 2 exons. Bases 88 to 633 code for a protein of 181 amino acids. NCBI's taxonomy places the organism in Eukaryota, Metazoa, Porifera, Demospongiae, Haplosclerida, Niphatidae. The record is from RefSeq and is a predicted model, not a curated record.